AUGCGCGCCCCCGCCCACAUCCAACGAUCCACCUCCAGCACCUCCAUCACCUCCUCCUCCUCCAAACGUACCUCCCCUUCCUCCCCACUGCAUCGCCGCGCCUCUGCACCCGCCGCGCUACCGUCCCCCGCCUCCGCCGCCCAGACCGUCGAUUCCGGCCUUGCGAUCUGCUUAUUCGGGGUGGGGGCGAGUUCCAAGAUGUAUGAUUCCGAGUUUGAGGAGGAUCGGCGCAGAAGGGUGGUCAUGGCUGAAGUUCUGCCCGACGCGGAGAUGUGGAGGAAGUGGGAGAAGAACGAGGCGCCACUGCGCCAGGGAAGAGGGUGGUAUCCUGCUCUCGACCGCCACUUUCUCGAACUCCUCGUCAUCUCCGAGAUCGCCUGCCUCUCGCACCCUCUUAAUGCUGGCGGCGCACCGGGCACCGCCGAGCGUAUCCACCGGCACGCGAUCCGUGUCCGGCGCGUCGCGUGCGAUCGGAUCGGCCAGGAGCGGCUGGGGGCGUACUGCGAUCGCGUGAAGGAGGCGUUUGAUGCGUAUGUCCAGGGUCCGGGGCGAAGGGGGUGGGGCGUGCCUAAAAGGAGUCCGGAGCGGGAGCGCGAGGCGGCGGAGCAUGCUUAUGUGUCGGGGGCGGAGGUGGGUCGGGGGGAAGAUGAAGAAGAUGGAGAGGGAGGAGAAGAGGAGGAGAGGGGGAGGAGGUUGGUUAGGGAGGGCAGUAGAGAGAGGGAGGAGAGUCCUGAGGGGAUGUCGGAGAGGGGAGCCCGUGAGCACGAUGUGAAUGAGGAGGGUAUGGAAGCGGAUCCGGCGGAAACCCCGGCCGAGAUGGACCCCGAAGGCGCAACCGCAAUCGACCCCUUCGCGGACCCAUUCAUGGACAUCGACCUGGCCCUCCCCUCAGUCCUCCUCCCUUCCCUCGACACUUCCGGUGAGCACGAAAACGAGGGGGACGGGGAUAUAGCGGACGAGGCCAUCCCCGACCUGAGUCCCAGUCGGUCCGACAGCGACGACGCCGAAUCGAUGGCGGGCUCAGUGUGGGGUCUUGGGAACGCAGGGGAGGGGGCCAUCGGUGUGCGGAUCGAGCUGGACGAUGUGGACGAGACGGACGAGGAGGACGCGGGGCGGGAGGUGGGUGCGGAUAUCGAGAUGGGUGGGGAGGAGGUGGAGAAGAUGGGGAAGAGGGUGGUGGCCAGUGGGAUUAGCGUCACGCAGUUUCCGGCUGCGUAA
Dioszegia hungarica is the source of this 1218-nucleotide messenger RNA. RefSeq lists its product as uncharacterized. NCBI's taxonomy places the organism in Eukaryota, Fungi, Basidiomycota, Tremellomycetes, Tremellales, Bulleribasidiaceae. The transcript has 3 exons. The coding region runs from base 1 to 1218 and encodes 405 amino acids. The record is from RefSeq and is a predicted model, not a curated record.